Molecule: messenger RNA, 14538 nt
Organism: Coregonus sp. 'balchen'
Lineage: Eukaryota; Metazoa; Chordata; Actinopteri; Salmoniformes; Salmonidae
Source: the annotation of a GenBank genome assembly
CAGCCAGACAAACUGCGAGUAGUAUGGAGCAGGAGAAGCAGGAGAAACUGCACCAAGGUAAUAUGGGGAACGCUACUUCAUUCAACAAAGUUGAGUAGUGACAUAUGUAGGCCUGUUUGUCCAGCGCUUGUCAUCAUGAUAAAGUGUGAGAAGGCCCCCCUACUGUAUGUAGACUACCUGAGGAUGUGUAGCCUAUACGGUGAAAGGUCAGAUAUGCUUGUGUUUGAGGAAAUUGGACCAUGUAUACACAGAAGUGUGGUAUGUUUUGAGUUCAGCCAUAAAUCAUUCUGGCUUUAUUCAUCACAGCAAUUGCUUUAUUAAUCACAUCACAUUAAAGAUGCGCUAUGCAGAAAUUGCUCAGCCAUUUCCUGGUUGCUAAAAUUCUAAUAGUUCACCUUAUUUCAGUUUAUGUGACAAAACAAGCAAGUAUAGUGUAGAGAAUCAUUGUACCAUCUAAACCGCUGUGAAAUAUAUUUUCCAUAACCAAAAAGAUUGUAUUUUCAGCUGUUUGAAGCUGGUGUACAAAACCGAAAGUAAAAGACGCAAACACAAAACUUAAAAACGGGAAGCAUAGAAAUAGUGCACAUAGAACAGAUCUACCGCUUCUUAGACUUGGUUUCAAUUAGAAUGACAGAUUUAUAACUCCUAUUUCUAUGUGAAUUUGGUCGGGUCGCCCAAAAGGUUACAUUGUGCAGCUUUAAGCUUAUUUGCUUAUAGUCACAAUGCAUUCAUUAUCUAUCACAUUCAACACACUACAGUCACAAUGCAUUCAUUAUGUAUCACAUUCAACACUCUACAGUCACAAUGCAUUCAUUAUUUAUCACAUUCAACACUCUACAGUCACAAUGCAUUCAUUAUGUAUCACAUUCAACAUUCUAUAGUCACAAUGCAUUCAUUAUUUAUCACAUUCAACACACUACAGUCACAAUGCAUUCAUUAUGUAUCACAUUCAACAUUCUAUAGUCACAAUGCAUUCAUUAUGUAUCACAUUCAACACACUACAGUCACAAUGCAUUCAUUAUGUAUCACAUUCAACACUCUACAGUCACAAUGCAUUCAUUAUUUAUCACAUUUAACACUCUACAGUCAAAAUGCAUUCAUUAUUUAUCACAUUCAACACUCUACAAGCCACACGUGCCACAAAUAUUUAGACCCCCUUGAUUUUUUCCACAUUUUGUUACGUUACAGCCUUACUCUGAAAUGGAUUAAAUAAAACAAUUUCCUCAGCAAUCUACACACAAUAACCCAUAAAGACAAAGCAAAAACUGGUUUUUGGACAUUUUUGCAAAUUUAUUAAAAACAAAAAACAGAAAUACCUUAUUUACAUAAGUAUUCAGACCCUUUGCUAUGAGACUCGAAAUUGAGCUCAGGUGCAUCCUGUUUCCAUUGAUCAUCCUUGAUAUGUUUCUACAACUUAAUUGGAGCACCUGUGGUCAAUUCAAUUGAUUGGACAUGAUUUGGAAAGGCACACACCUGUCUAUAUAAGGUUGACAGUGCAUUCCCACAGUUGACAGUGCAUGUCAGAGCAAAAACCAAGCCAUGAGGUCGAAGGAAUUGUCCGUAGAGCUCCGAGACAGGAUUGUGUCUAGGCACAGAUCUGGGGAAGGUUACAUUUCUGCAGCAUUGAAGGUCCCCAAGAACACAGUGGCCUCCAUCAUUCUUAAAUGGAAGAAGUUUAGAACCACCAAGACUCUUACUAGAGCUGGCCGCCCGCCCAAACUGAGCAUUCGGGGGAGAAGGGCCUUGGUCAGGGAGGUGACCAAGAACCCGAUGGUCAAUCUGACAGAGCUCCAGAGUUCCUCUGUGGAAAUGGGAGAACCUUCCAGAAGGACAACCAUCUCUGCAGCACUCCACCAAUUAGGCCUUUAUGGUAGAGUGGCCAGACGGAAGCCACUCCUCAGUAAAAGGCACAUGACAGUCCGCUAUGAGUUUUCCAAAACAUUUUACAUUUACAUUUUAGUCAUUUAGCAGACGCUCUUAACCAGAGCGACUUACAGGAGCAAUUAGGGUUAAGUGCCUUGCUCAAGGGCACAUUAACGUCAUUUAGCAGACGCUCUUAGCCAGAGCGACUCACAAAUUGGUGCGUUCACCCUAUAGCCAGUGGGAUAACCACUUUACAAUUUGGGCUAAAGACUUUACAAAAGGCACCUAAAGACUCUCAGGCCAUGAGAAACAAGAUUCUCUGGUCUGAUGAAACCAUGAUUGAACUCUUUGGCCUGAAUGCCAAGCGUCACGUCUGGAGGAAACCUGGCAUAAUCCUUACGGUGAAGCAUGGUGGUGGCAGCAUCAUGCUGUGGGGAUGUUUUUCAGCGGCAGGGACUUGGUGGCUUGUCAGGAUCGAGGCAAAGAUGAAUGGAGCAAAGUACAGAGAGAUCCUUGAUAAAAACCUGCUCCAGAGCUCUCAGGACCUCAGACUAGGGCGAAGGUUCACCUUCCAACAGAACAAUGACCCUAAGCACACGGCGAGGACAACGCAGGAGUGGCUUCGGGACAAGUCUCUGAAUGUCCUUGAGCCUCUGGAGAGACCUGAAUAUAGCUGUGCAGCAACGCUCCCCAUCCAACCUGACAGAGCUUGAGAGGUUCUGCAGAGAAGAAUAGGUGAAACUCCCCAAAUACAGGUGUGUCCAAGCUUGUAGCGUCAUACCCAAGAAGACUCGAGGCUGUAAUCGCUGCCAAAGGUGCUUCAACAAUGUACUGAGUAAAGGGUCUAAAUACUGAUGUAAAUGUAAUAUUUCAAUUUUUUUAUGUUUUUUUAUACAUUUAUACAUUUGCUAAAAUGUCUAAAAAACAGUUGUUGCUUUUCAUUAUGGGGUAUUGUGUGUAGCUUGAUGAGGGGAUAUAUAUAUUUUUUAAAAUCAAUUUUAUUAUAUGGCUGUAACUUAACAAAAUGUGGAAAAAGUCAAGGGGUCUGAAUACUUUCCGAAGGCACUGUACAAUUCAUAGGUAUGACUGGGUUCCCCCAGUCAGCGUAUUAUCGGAUCCUCUCCCUGACUUGAUAUUUACCCCAUUCCUCAGCUGCGUGGGUGGCAGCCUGGCAUCAAGAACCCCUACAGGGGCACGGUGGUGUGGCAUGUGCCCGAAAACCUGGACAUCACCGUCACACUCUUCAAGGUAUAGAAUCUCUCCACUGGAAAGAUGUGCGCAAAUGCUUGGGGAAAUUAUUUAGAUGAAUGUGCAUUUGGAUUGACAAAACAUGUUUCCUUAUUCUCAAAAUCGCUCUUCUUUUAGGACCCGACAGCGGAGGAAUUUGAAGACAAGAACUGGACAUUCAUCAUUGAGAAUGUGAGUAUUUUUCUCUGAUGUGGUGGCAUGAAUAGAUGUUUUUUAUCAAUUAGAAUUUUGAGUCAAAACACGUACAGUACAUUGAAUGUUUAAAGUUUGACAGAGCUGUCACGGAUGACAUAGUGCAUGCUACAAAAACAUAUCCUGGGUUUAAGACUUUUUAAUACAGUUUUAGGAAAAACAUUUCCUCUUGAUUAUACCAAAGUAUUGGAUUUAAGUAGCUUCAGUUGGAAAACCUGAGUUAACCCCUGGCCUUUGGCCCUCAGGAAACUAACAAGGGCCACAGGAAGGUGCUGGCAUCAGUGGACGUCAACAUGAAGGAGUUUGCCAGCAUCACCCCUGCACAGUAUGACCUGACGCUGAAGCUCAUGCCCCUGUCUGUGAAGGUGGUGGAGGCCACACUCAAACUGACCUUGACCUGCGUCUUCCUCAAAGAGGGCAAGGCCACGUGAGUUGCCAUUUAUAUAUUGUAUGCACGCAUGACUGUAAGUCGCUUUGGAUAAAAGCGUCUGCUAAAUGGCAUAUUAUAUUAUAUUAUUAUUAUCUAAUCAGUCAUGCUUAUCACAGGCUUACUGUAUUAUGUCAAGUAGAUAGGGCUACUAAAAGGUUUACCGUAUUAUGUCAAGUAGAUAGGGCUACUAAAAGGUUUACCGUAUUAUGUCAAGUAGAUAGGGCUACUAAAAGGUUUACCGUAUUAUGUCAAGUAGAUAGGGCUACUAAAAGGUUUACCACAUUAUGUCAAGUAGAUAGGGCUACUAAAAGGUUUACAGUGUUAUGUCAAGUAGAUAGGGCUACUAAAAGGUUUACCGUAUUAUGUCAAGUAGAUAGGGCUACUAAAAGGUUUACCGUAUUAUGUCAAGUAGAUAGGGCUACUAAAAGGUUUACCACAUUAUGUCAAGUAGAUAGAGCUACUAAAAGGUUUACCACAUUAUGUCAAGUAGAUAGGGCUACUAAAAGGUUUACCGUAUUAUGUCAAGUAGACAGAGAUUGAGAUACUAAAUGGUUUACCACAUUAUGUGAAGUAGAAAAAGUAUUGAGUCAGCUGUCUCUCAACAAAGCUUACCGUUAAAAAAAACAAAGCUUUGUAAUGGUAUAUAACCAUUUGAGUUGGUCAUUACUGACCUGUAACGUUAUAGUCAGUUAAUGAUGUUUAAUGAUUAGUCAUUAACAGUCAAUUAGACAAUAUUACUGUUUCUGGAUGAGUUAUAAUACAAUUCUUCUUCCUUUGUAACCCAACAGAGAUGAGGACAUGCAGAGUCUGGCCAGUCUGAUGAGCCUGAAGCAGAGUGACAUCGGCAACCUGGACGACUUCAACGAUAGUGACGAGGAGGAGGGCGAGUGGAGGGCCAGCAUCAGAGCCGGCAUGGGACCUGCCACUCCCGUCACAGGUAGUCAUCAGCUCUCGCAUUCCAAGAUCGAGUCAAGACGGAGAAAAAUGUGUCUGAGACCGAGACACUCAAAAUGCUCUGGUCUCGAGUACUGCACACACUGAUAAAUACAGUAGCUUUAUACAGUACUAACCUUUCAUACACACCGAAAAACACAAGCCCACAUAUCCACUCCAUCUGACAGGUAAACAAAACUGCCAUAGGAGAUGCUCACUUUGCAUAUGUUUGAAGCCUUCUGAGGUGUGACAGAUUUGAAGUGUUUAAUGUUUGAAAACAUUGCUCAAUACACCGGCAUGGCAUAUUGCUCCACUCUUCCAGCCUCACACCUAAUGUCUCAACUACGGUGGCCCAGUAGGAACUCACAAUUGCCCUCCUAUACAUUUUCCCUUUCAAAUGUAUGAACGCCAAGCAAAUCUCUUUCCACGCCAAGCUUCCCCUUCCAUAAUAUAUGAAUUUCCUUUCCUUCCUUUUCUUUAAUAUUUCCCUCUUCCUUCCCCCCCCUCCCUUCCUUCAACUCUGAAAGCACCCACGAGAAGAAUACGUGAUCAGGCAUGGAGGCCUGUGAUUGACCCAGAGCCCACAGGUAACUUCCUGUUCCCUCCCCUGCUCCCGCCUCCUCUGAAUCUUGAUUGGACCUUUUCCCUGGUCCUAUCCCCUCUCCUCCCAUCCCUCAUUUGAAAUGUUGAUAUUCAUGUGCUAUAAGCGUUUAUCUAAAUAUUGAUCAAACUAUUCACAUUAUUUGUAUGGUUUGAUUAAUCAUAUUUAUUAAACCUAAUGGAUAUUAGCCAAUGAGGUUUCAAAUGAAGUUGUAUACCUCAUUACAUUCUCUUGUUAAAUCAUUCAAUCAGAUACUCUCUACAAGGCAAAAUUAAGUAAACAAGUUAGCAGUCGUUUCAAUAACUGUUUGAAGUGAUGGAAUCUGUUACGUAUUUAUAGUUACACAAUAUGAAUACCUAAGGUAUCCUACACCCAUAAGAGCUCACCUUUUCCUUUUAAAUUCCUAUCAUGUAUCAAACGUACUAUAAUUAAACUGUGGGACUGAAUACUGGGGCCUGGUUUGUAGGGAUGGGACUAGGAUUGAGUCAUUUAUAAUGAAGAGUUACAGUGAGAGAGAAAAAUAAUUUGAGCAACUGUACAGUUUGAAUGUCUGGGAUGAAUAUCUGAGUACUAUCCCUCUCCAUUGCUUAUAUACUUUCAUUCUUCCCCUCUUCCCUUUUCUCACUUCCCCUUCGCUGCUGUUCUCAUUUUUCCUCUUCUCUUUUCUCUGAACCCUCUUCCUCAACUGCAUUUCAUCUCUUUUAAUCUCUUUGAUACCUGUAUAUCUCUACAACACUUUCUUUCUCUACUUUUUCUGACACUCUUCUGUUCUUUCCUGCAUCUGUCCUCCUUUCUAUCUUUUGCUCCAACUCUUUUCUUUCUCCCCCCCCUCAUCUCUCCCCAUCACCUCCCCCUCCCUCAUCUCCCCCAUCACCUCCCCCUCCCUCAUCCCCCCCCUCACCUCCCCCCUCCCUCAUCUCUGCCCAUCACCUCCCCUUCCCUCAUCUCUCCCAUCACCUCCCCUCCCUCUCCUCCAUCCUCCCCAUCACCUACUCGCCCAUCACCUCCCCCUCACUCUCCAUCCUCUGCCCAUCACUCCCCCUCCCUCAUCUCUGCCCAUCACCUCCCCCUCCCUCAUCUCUGCCCAUCACCUCCCCCUCCCUCAUCUCUGCCCAUCACCUCCCUCCAUCAUCUCCUACCCCCUCCCUCAUCUCUGCCCAUCACCUCCCCCUCCUCCUCAUCUCUGCCCAUCACCUCCCCUCCCUAUUCUGCCCAUACCUCCCUCCUCCUCAUUCGCCAUCACCCCCUUCCCUCAUCUCUGACCAUCACCUCCCCCUUCCCUCUUCUGCCAUCACCUCCCCCUCCCUCAUCUCUGCCCAUCACCUCCCCCUCCCUCAUCUCUGCCCAUCACCCCUCCCCCUCCCCUCUCCCUCUCUUUCCCAUCACCCCUCCCCAUCCCCCCCCCUCUUUCUUUCUUCCCAUCACCUCCCCUCCCCCUCCCUCUUUCGCCAUCACCUCCCCUCCCCCCCCCUCUUUCUGCAAUCACCUCCCCCUCCCACCCCUCCCUCUUUCUGCCCAUCACCUCCCCUCCCCCUCCCUCUUUCUGCCCAUCACCUCCCCUCCCACCCCUCCCUCUUAACUGCCCAUCACCUCCCCUCCCCCUCCCUCUUUCUGCCCAUCACCUCCCCUCCCCACCCGCCCCUUAUCUCUUCCACCCAGCUGCCAGUGAGAUAGAUUGGAGUAGCUCAUUUGGCACUGUCUCUACCAUCUCACUCUUGUCACGCCCCCCUCUGCCCCACCUGCCGCCCACUCCCGACUCAACACCGGCCCCGAGGGCACCACUCACCCGGCACGACCCUCCCCCUAUGCCUACCAAGUGCCAGCCUUUGUCCGUUCCCACCCACCUGCACUGCCAAAAAUCUUCCAGCCGGCCGCUGGCUCAGGUACUGGCAGACAGACUGACUGACUCACGGUCUUAUUCACUGAUAUUGAAUCAUAGACUACACCUAUUGUAAUAAGUAAAAAGUCAAGUAACAGCUUUUAUUCAAGGAUAUCACAGAGGGAUACCCACAAGUUUGUUUCUGUGCAUAACUUUAGCUAGGACAUCAGGUAGAAUAUUUAUUUGACAUUUGAUAAGUUAUUGAAGGUGAUUGCUUUAAAGAGAAGAGAGAGUUAUGAGCAAUUGAGAGAGGCAUUUGUUGUUUGGGAAUUCUGACUCAUGGGAAGACAUUAAAGGGGCCUCAGACUUGUUAUACAAUGCAUCUUUCUAUGGUCUGAGGCACCCCCUGCUGUUUAAAACAGUUUAGCCAUGGCAAGAUUGAGAAAAACAUGUCGACAGAUUCCUGGAGGAAUGAACUGAAUGUCCUGAAUGUGCUGAAUUACCUUGAGACAUACACAGGUCUGGAAUAAUUAUUUUCUCCACUGACCGAAAUGCUAGCCGUUGAACGUUUAUUGCCGAGGUUGCCAAGGGCAAUUGCCUCAUUUCCAUAGCAACUGCCCUAGCUCGCAGUGAAUUUGUUCAUCAAAGCGGUGACAUAUUUUAUGGUUUCUGGCAUUGGUCCAUUCACUUUCUGUCAUGACUGUUGCUAGGGAAGUGAGGUCGCAGUUAAUAGGGCUGUUCAGGGAGAUUCUUGGACACACUAGAGGAAUGCUACUUUGCUGGAUUUGUAUGUGGAGUAAUUUAGUUGUCCAGUACUUUACUUUCUUUACACUAGUUUUAAGAGAAAGCAUGUCCUAUUAUUUUUUUUUUUUUUAGUAUUUUUUAUUUAUUUUAUUUUUACAUUUAGCCAAGCUUAAUGACAAUGUAUUUUCUCUGUGCUGGUCGGAGUACUUUUAACUCCAUUAAGAGUAACCAGUGACGGGGAGUUAAAUCUAUGACGUUAUCCACAGAUGUGGGAGGGGCAUCAUUGUCAUAGUCCCCAGCAUGCUCUGUUGCAGGUUUGUUUCAAUAUCUGUGUUUUCGCAUGUACAUUGAUUGUUUUUUAUCUUGAGCUACACAAAGAUAAGAAACGUACAUUUUCUAAACUAAUCCAAUCUGUAAGUGGAUGGAUUUAUAGCAACCGUUAGUGAGAUAGCUGUCUUCAUGUAGUGGAUUCUCUAACCUACUCUGACAGGCAUUUUAAAUGCAAGUUGUGAGUGAUGAAAAAAUGCUGGAUAUCUUCCUGCAAGUUGGCGUCCAACAGAGAUUGGAUAUCACAUUGCAAACCACCCUUAUAACACAAAGGAAAUCAACUGAAAGAUGAAUGUACUUUGCUGUAGUUGAUUUUUAAUUGAAAACAACACAGAAAAGUGUAAAAUGGCAAGGGAGUUGAUUAAAAAACGACAGUGAAAACAGUAAAAUGGCAAUUGGAGUUAAAUUUAAGAAACUCUCUGAGAGUUGGAUAUUUACUCCAUUUAGUGUCGUUGUAACUCCAAAAAUAUCAACACCAUGACCAGAGUACUUUUAACACAAAAUAGGGGUGGGACCAUAUAAACCCUAAAAUAGUGUUACAUUUGACUCCCUAGAAGUUGAAUUAACUCUUGCAAUUUAACUGUGUACUAUCUCCUCUACCGUUUUCUCUCAGUGGCCCGGAGGCCCCGCGGCAUCCAGAGUGAUGCAACAUCACGGCUCUGGACCCUGACAGUCUUUCUGAGGGCCACGUGGCUCCUGGUCUCUUCACCCUUCUCUCCAUUAAGACCCCUCUCAGCCUCCAUCACUGGGCCUUCCUCCACCUCCCCGCUCUCCUCUUCCCCCCUCCGUCCUUCCACCUCCCUCUUUCUCUGAUAUUCCACAGACAGGUACUGCAUGGACAGAAAUUGAUGGGAUAGUUUCAAGGCAUUUGUCCGUAAUUGUAAUUUACUGCGCGGAUGCGAUUUGUCGUUGAUUCUGUCUGUAGUAGCCGUUCAUCACCAUCCUCUUUUCUUUCUUUUCUCUACGCCCCACAUUCUUCUUUCCAUCCCCCUCUUCUCCUCCUCUACCACUUUCGGCACCUUCCCUCCUGCUUUCCAGCUCCUCCCUGUCCCCUGUCAGCCCAAAGCUUACAUCACCUCCCUGGCAGAGCCAGGCCCCGCCCUCACUAGGCCUACCAGCCUGCCCUCGGCCCCUGCGACAGGUACAAUACAGACCCACGGCAAAGGACAUUAAUCAACAUAUACCAUCAGGGAAGCCAAUUACAUAUUUGUAUGUAGUUGAAUCUCAGAAUCUUUAUACACUUUUUAGAGUGCUCAGAAAAUAUGAAUGUUAGGGUGGUCUUAACGUUACAAUUCCACAGUAAUAAUGCUUCAUACUCUCAGUGUGGGACUUACUGGUCUUUAAUCCAUCUAGGUCAUUUUAUUCAACAGAAAACAUGUUUAGUCGAAUCUUGGAAAUGUACUGCACUGUUUUAGACUGAUACAGGCACUGUAUGAAUGAUUUUCUGGACAGUGUCAGAUUUUCUUUAUUAAUGAUUACAGUCAAUCCAACAAUGAAACUAAAUGUAGCCUAUGUUAUGUGCAAUAGGUUUUCCCACAUCAAUACUUCUAUGUUGCUACUGUUUAUCAGACAACGUAGUGAAUAUUCUGUUGAUUGUCUCUUUCUCUUUCUCUCUCUUUAUUCCAAUCUUAAUACAUUUUCUACUCUAAUAUCUAUUCUAACCACCCAUAUACCAUCCCUCUAUUUCUCCCUUCCCUCUCUUCUGUCCCUCUUUCUCUCUUACUUUCCCUCCCUCCGUUCUACCCCUUCUCAUCCCCCCCUCACAGUUCCCUGGCAGAGUGAAUGGAGGCUGCACAAAACCUAGGCCCCUGUGGCCCAGCUGGCCAUCUCCCCCAAAUUUCUGCACCUGAGCCAGUAGAGCAGACAAAGCAGAGCAUGGAGACAUGCUAAUCCUGCUUUCUCUCCCUCCAUGUCCUCCCCCCUUGAUGUGUCCCCUUCUCCCAUGUCACAGUCUCCUCUCCUCUCCUCUCCUCUCCUCUCCUCUCCUCUCCUCUCCUCUCCUCUCCUCUCCUCUCCUCUCCUCUCCUCUCCUCUCCUCUCCUCUCCUCUCCUCUCCUCUCCUCUCCUCUCCUCUCCUCUCCUCUCCUCUCCUCUCCUCUCCUCUCCUCUGUCUACCCCUGUGUCAGCCUCAUCUCCUGUUUUCUCCACUCUCCCCAACACUGAUUCUGCAUCUGACCCAAUGGAAGCACCUUACUGCACUCUUGUGUCCUCACCUCCCCCUCCUCUCGUAACCUCCUCUGGCUCUGAUGCUCCUGUCCUCACCUCUGAUUCUGUACCUGCCAUCGUCUCUGAUUGUCCCCCAUCCACUCCCAUUGAUGCUAAACAUGCUCCUGCAUCCAUGCCUCCCAUUAACUCUGAUAACCCAGCCGUUGCCCCAACCUCCACCCCUGACACUUCCCAUUCUCUAUCCCUGGUCUUUCCCCUGAUCCCACUGCUCCCACCCCUGGUCUUCCUACUGCUUCUGACCCUACCGCUGCCCCAUGUUGUGAUCCCACCCCUGGUCUUCCCUACUUUCCUACUGGCUUCUGACCCUACCGCUGCCCCAUGUUGUGAUCCCACCCCUGGUCUUCCUACUGCUUCUGACCCUACCGCUGCCCCAUGUUGUGAUCCCACCCCUGGUCUUCCUACUGCUUCUGACCCUACCGCUGCCCCAUGUUGUGAUCCCACUCCUGGGUCUCCUACUGCUUCUGACCCUACCGCUGCCCCAUGUUGUGAUCCCACUCCUGGUCCCUCACCUGAUGCUAUUGGCGCUUCUCCGUGUGCUGCAGAUCCUGCUUCUGCCACUGUUCCCCAGUCAGGUACAGAUCUCAAAGAGAGACUCAGCCCCAAGCAUUGACAUUGGACAAAUGCUUGUCUGACCAGUCUACAAAAUUAUACUUUGAUCGCAACUGGUUGAUAUGUUUAUGAAUCAAAGUCUUUCCUCCACUCCCUCUUUCCUCCACUCCCUCUUUCCUCCUCUCCCUCUUUCCUCCCUUCUCCUUUUCCUUUCCUUCCUUGUCUUCCCUGUGUCCUACUUUCCCCCCCCCCCCACCCUCUCCCUCUCACCACCUAUCCUGUUCCUACUCCUGGACUCUCUCCUGGCCACCCCUCCAAGACUCAAGUCCCCACAUACCCCCCUCCCAGUACCAGUCACUACUCCCCUGUCUGUCCAAGAGACAGGUAUACAACCUGAGGCAACAAACAGAGAAGGCAUUCACUGCAAAGUCCUUAUGUUUAAUAAUGGGGAUGAAUUAAUGAAUGAAUGAAUGAUAUGAUAGAAUGAAUGAAUGAAUGUCAGAAUGCUAUGAUGAUAACAUGUAUUCCCUUCUCAAUCUUCACAUGAGAACACCUGGCACCUGGCUAGUUGUUUUGGUUGUAACAGUCUCUUGCAAAUUGUCGUUGAAUGUAAGAAUUGUAUGUUAGCAUUAUAUGUGGUUCCAUCAUUCAUUGUUGAUUAUUGGUCGCUUCACAGGUGUCAAGCCGGGUACCAAGCCAACUCUCGUUCAGAUAAUCAUGUCUAACCAGGUCCUGUCUGUUCCCUUCUAGAGUUUCAGAAGCAGUUGAGCACACUGACAGAGGAGGAAUACACCACUGCCACAACUACCAGUGAGUAGGACCUAAUGCAACCACAAUGCCUUUUAGGAACAUCCCUAAAUCUAAACAACAGGGCUAAAUCCUAACUUGAGAUCUGUGUGCUUAACUUUGCUCAAAACUUCAAAUGUAUAGGGCACAGCUCUUCAAGUCAGAAUUUGGCCCACAGUCAAUACAGUUUUAAACAAGCUAUGAUAGGCCUCCCGAGUGGCGCAGCGGUCUAAGGCACUGCAUCGUAGUGCUUGAGGCGUCACUACAAACCCGGGUUUGAUCCCAGGCUGUGUCAAAGCCGGCCGUGACAGGGAGACCCAUGAGGCGGUGCACAAUUGGCCCAGCGUCGUCCGGGUUAGAGGAGGGUUUGGCCGGCCGGGAUUUCCUUGUCCCAUUGCGCUCUAGCGAUUCCUUGUGGUGGGCCGGGCGCCUGAAAGCUGACUUCGGUCACCAGCUGGACAGUGUUUCCUCCAACACAUUGGUGUGGCUGGCUUCCGGGUUAAGCGAGCAGUGUGCCAAGACUCAGUGCGGCUUGGCAGGGUCGUGUUUCGGAGGGCGCAUAGCUCUCGACCUUUGCCUCUCCCGAGUUGUAGGGGAGUUGCAGCGAUGGGACGACUGUAACUACCAAUUGGAUAUCACGAAGAAAAAAAAAAGGCUAUGAUGUUGCUGGCAAUGGAGAGGGGUAUGAGACACUGGAGUAAUAAUUAGCAAUAUGAAUAUGAAAUAUAUGAAGCAUAGAUCAACAUAGAUCCCCAUUUAUUUACUCAUCUCCUAUAGCUUGUUUUUGCCAGUUGACUGCCACAUCUGUACUGAAAUACAUCAGCAUAAUCAUAAGCUAGAAAGAUGUGAAUGGUAUUAAGCUAGCUAGCCAACUAGUUAAACAUACCAAAAACUAUCUAAAACAGAAAACAAAAUGUAAAUGGUAUAUAGCUAGCUAACAACCUACGUGGCUAGCUAAUUUAGCCAGUUUGUCAUUGUUUUCCAAAAUAUUUUAGAAUGGCAGACUGAUCACAUGACCAAUAUCUGCUCUCUGAUUGGAGGAUUUCUAAAAGUUGACCUCAAGUUGCUCAUUUUCAAUGGAAAAAUGUUGCAGCAACCAUUGCUGGCAACAUUGCUCUGCAAUAUUGGCUAACAAAAUUGCUAGUGUAUCAUCAGGGUUGACUUCAGCUUCAUGAUGUCCUCCUCUGUUAUCCCCUCUAGGCCGCACUGCUGGAAUGAUCAGUAUUGCCAAUCAGAGGCCAGACCCAUCAACAUCCACACUUGACCCAUUGGCUAAGCCCUUUGGGACAACAGUCCAUGAGAGAAGGCGGGGGGCAUUCUCAAUGUUUGGAGUGGAGGUUGUCCAGGCAAUGGCAGGGUGAGUAAAUUCAAAGGUUAUACAGAUAUAGACGGGUUGGUUGUUUAGCAGCAAAACCGAAGCGUGUGCAAAUAUGGGGCAAAACAGACUGGGUGGGCUUAGAAUGUUGACAGCAUGUAAACUAUAUUUAGUCUCCAAUGUUUAUUGAAAACAUAAAUACAUUUGCACAAUAAGCACUUGUUGUCUCUCAAAUACAUAAUUACAGUUGUUGGUUAGCUAGCUAGCAAAUUUGAGCCAUAUUAGCAUUGACAUGAAAUCAGUCAAAACACCUCAAAACAAGACAUGGUAUCAAGAACAUGAUGAAACUAGCUGAAACGAGCCACUUACGAUUCCCCACAUGGCAGUUUCUUGUCAUAGUUGCUAGCUAUCUGGCCAUCCAGAAUCACAACAACUCAUGGACAUCUGCCCCAUUGAAGUGUGCACAUUGUUUUCGUGAUGUUGUCAGCUAACCCAUCUAUUAGUGGUGGUGAUCAUUAUUUAUGCUUGGAAUGACUGGAUCGGUUUUAGCCUUUGCAUGAUGGAGUUUGUAAGACAACGAUGUAAGAUGACACAGUAAAGGCCACUGGAAAAAAAUACAAAAAAGUGUGGUAAUUUGUCCUUAUUAAAAACUAUGACAAGUGAAUUUCACAUUCAUACUAACUUGAAGUAGGCCUAAAACAUUUGUGGUACAAUAUAUCCAGGGCAUUAGAGACGUGUCUUAUUAGUUAUAAUGGUGACAUAGAUAUACUGGCAUGGAUAACUGUCUGAAGGAGUUUGUCCUAAAUUGUUGGCAGGUUUCAUAAAAGUUGUGAUUAUAACCACUUGUUCGCUUUGGCACUUCAAAGAUAGAACUACAUAUUUUGACACACUCCGGAUACAUGGUCACUGUAGCAACGUAUUAAUCUGAAAUCUUGUGAUUCAUUGGAAACUACUGGAAACCAAAAUGAUUGUAUCAGUUUCCAGUAGGCAGAUUGACAGUGUGUCAACUUUCCUCAGGCUGAAAUACUGUUGCAAGACAUAGCGAGAUCACUGCUCGUCUUGACCCAGGGAUAGUCUUACAUGAUCGACUUCUUUUGACUGAACGCUUGCUGAUUGGCUACUUUGUGUGCAAUCUAUUAGUAUGCUACCUCAAGCAGUAUGCCAAAUAAUGCAUGUAAGAUCCUUAGCAAAGCUCUUCUUACAGUAGCACCACUUAGAAUGGUUUCUGACCGUGCUUGAGAUGGGCAACCUUGCCUGUUUUUGUCUGCAUUGUUGCUAUGGAGAUACAAUCUCCCCCCCCCCCUCCCUUGAACUCUGACCUUGAUUUGUUUGUCCCUCAGAUCUGAGAGCAUGACCCCUCUCCUACCCUUUAGCCCCAGAGCAUCCUCUGUUCCGGGGCGCCAAUAUUUUUGAGAUGCCAUAACUCCAAAAAGCAAAGAGUCAGGCAGAGUCACUUGAUCAAGAUGUCCAUGCAGAUAGGGACGCCGUUAGCCAAAACCAGAGCC